AUGGCUUCCGAUGCAGCGGCAAAUGCCGUAAACCACGAGGCGGGGCAAGUGAUCUGGCAGGAUUCAUGCUGCCAGAGUUGCACGCGGCCUGGAGCCCCUUGUCAGGUACCUAUAGUACCUGCGGUGGCGCUCGGCCACGUGCCCGUAGCUGGGGACGGCAAUUGUUUAUUCCAUGCCUUGGGCUAUUUGGAUGCGCGGAGUGGGGCAGCACUCCGCAAUGAGGUGGCGGCCUUCAUGGUGGAGCAAGCAUGCACGCAGGCAGGUUUCGAAGAGGCUUGGCUUGAAGAAGCCGAUGAACUUCUACAAGGCACGUGGGGAGGGCACACCGCAAUCACGGCUUACUCCCUCAUGAAGCACGUUCGCGUGGAGAUUCACACAAUCCAGCCCAAUGGAGCAGCCUUGGUAACGGAUGCCAGCCAUGCCAACGUGAUCAACGAUACAGAGGCGCCGCUACGCCGCAUCCUUUACAGCAAUGAAAACCACUACGAUGCUGUCAUGGAGCUGCUCCCCAACCCGCAAGGCUGGAUUCCGGCAUGGGAACAACCGCUGCCAGUUAUCUAUUACAAAGAAGGCAAAGCACAGGAAGCCCCAAAGCCUCAAGAAUUUCCACCGUUGAGGGAGGCUGCUCACAGCAGCAACCGCAAGCAGCCCAGGCUCACUAGGCCCAGAACAAUUGGAAAGCAAGCCAGAAAGCGCAGGGGAAAACAACUUCCCACCCAACCAGCGCAGGAGGAUUCAGAAGGCAAGCCUAAAAACCAACCUGUCGAUAUAGCGCAACCCCCCGUUCUGAGACGAUGCACUACCAAGACAACUCCUCCGCCAGAGCUGCGCGAAGACAUCCUCACCGAGCUUUGCAAAAUUCCUGUGAAACCGCGGAUGGCCCACCCGCAUCGGAAGCAAGAGGACCUCAUCAAGGACGAACUGGCCCUGAACAAGUUGCGCGAGCACCCGACCUUACCCACGGACGAAAAGCUGGGGGUAGUGGACCACGGCGAACUGUGGCCACGUGCCUUUUGUGCUUUUGUUGGAUGCUGCUGGAUGGAGAUGGAUGGUAAUGAAAGCCAGCUACAUGCACACCUCCAAGCUGAGCACGCGGACGAGCUUGCUCCAAUUGCUGCAUGCAUGAUGCGAGGCAACGCCGAAGAUGCUUUCCUCAGCAUUUACAACGAGGCUGUUGCCACGAAAUGCCGUAGCCAAGCUCCCCUUGCAGGAUCCUCCCUUGACCGCAGGGCGCUGAACUCAUUCAACAAUGCGUGUGCCGGCAACAAGGUGGAAGCCCUAGUGUGCUUCGUUUGUGCUUGCACUUACACAUAUGUGGAAGAGGUUGCGCAGGAAGGGAAAAGCGACAUCGAUUGGGUACAACCCUUCAAGCCCGACAUCGAUGCAGAGGAGCUUCUCUUCUUGGGCCGGCCCGUCGACGAAACAGGAAACCUCUUGAGCUUGCAAACCUUCUUGGAACGCUACGGCAAAGUCUCGGGCACGACCACCCUUCAGGAGCACGAGAGCUUUGAUGAUUGGUGUUUGACCUGGCCCAGCAACGCCACUGCAGGCAAGAAGAUCCUCUGUUGCCCCGAGGACCGCCGCUGCCCCAGCGGACACGAUGCCUAUGACUUUGACCUCUGCGGCGACUGUCAGCUUCCCAUGUGCAGCAAAUGCAAGGAGUCACUGUCCAAGGGCGAACUCCCUGCGUUGGCCCUGGCAAAUGACAUGUGGACAGGCUAUGCGCCACAGCGUCUCAUCGAGCAAAAGGUCACAGUUAUGGAGGCAAUUUGCGCCAGCCCCUGCGUGACCACCCUGAUUUGCAUGACCAUGGAAGCCAGGUAUGAGGACAAUGUCCGGCAAGAGGCUCAGGAAGCUGAGCCGCUGAAUUCCAACGCGCAAAUGGCAAGGCAUCGCUUCGGCGCGCGGGGCAAUGCCCUCACAUUUCCACUUCCGCUGGAAGACUUGUUCCUCGCUUUGCAAGGGCACGAGCAAGACCGUCAGGAAGGAAAGCCGCUGCAGCUGCCACGGGUCGGCGCAGAGCUAGCCCACGUAGCAAGGGUGCUGCUCAAGACUAACAAGGAAGGGGCCACAAGCGAGAAAGACAUCAAAACCUUGAUCCAUCAGGCCGUUGUGCGAAGAGAGGUAGUGGUGGACCUCAUCCUGGACAUGCGCGCGCUAGGUCACCCCGCCUAUGCAUGCGUGGAUGAAGCCACGGUGCUACGCAGGGCAGCCGACCUACCUGAGAAGGGCGUCCCUCCUGAGGUUUGGAAGAUCUUGCAUGAAACCGUCAGCACCCACGACAAUUUGCAGCCGCAGAAAGCCGCCACCCCGUGCGACGCGAUGGUACAGUUGGAUGGAGCCGGAAAGACAUUUGCAGCGCAAAGGGCGCGUGCAAUUGUGGCGGAAGGGGAGAGCCGCAAGGAAGCCAAUGCAAGAGAAGUUGCUGCUUUAAAGGAGCUACAGGAAAAUUUGCUGACAGAGACGCAGAAGCAAGUCAACGCAGCACUCCUGUCACUGGAAGUGCGCACGGGCAACAAAUUUCUGGACCAGUUUCGACCAGAUUACUUUGCCACGGCCUUUCCUUUCUGCUUCAAAUACGCAACUGCUUGCCCUGAUGUCGUGAACACAACAAAGGCGCAGGGAGGAGAGGGCGAACUAGCGGCAGCACCAGAGGAGCAACUACCACGUCGUCAAGCUGGCAACCCCAAGGCGCCACCGGUUGGUAUCAAAGAAUGGGCUGUUGCUAUGGCGCGGAGGGUGGAAACCCAAUUCAAGAGAGACUGGACCUUUGGCUUCACUCUUUGGAACUACUUGUUUCGCACCCUUGUGAAUCUCCAGCAGAAUGCAUUCAUGUACGCCAUUCCGGACCCCCUGGGGCACGGCCACAAGCGCAUGCUCACCAAUGAGGAGAUUGCCGACGGCAGCCUCGAAGUUAUGGGCCGGCUGCACAACGGCCUGUAUACGGACAUCACUGGCGCACUGAAGCCCGUGAACGGUGACUUCACCAAACUUCGGCACGUGCCCGGUCUCAGCCUGGCUGCGCAGAAGGUUUUGAGCAACACCGAAGCCCGGACGCGCCACAUUCCAGGCACCCAUGAGAUUCGCAAAACGAUGCGGCAUCAAACCAACGGCAACCGCGUUUGCUAUGGAACUGCUGUUUUUAUCACCUUUUCGCCAAGCGAUCGCCAUGACAGACUCAGGGUCCGGCUAACCCGGGCUCGGCAAUCCGAUCCGGCCGUUGUUGCGGAUGGCAGCGCUAAGUUUCAGCAAAGGCAAAACCCCGCCCUGGACAUCGACUACAUUACUUUGUCGCCGGAAGCUUUGGCCGAGGAGUUUUUGCCCUAUGAGGAAAGGAAACAAUUGCUGGCGAGAGAUCCCUUGGCAUGCACGGAAGGGUUCCAGACAUUGGUGCUGCUCACGCUACGCCACCUCUUCGGAAUACGAUAUUGCCGCAAUUGUCCGGAUUGCGCGCAGUCAAAGAAUCCGUGCAUGGAUGCGUUUGGCAGCAACGCAACAGCCAUGGGUGGGAUCUUUGGCCGCAUGGAUGCCAUAUACGGUUCCCUCGAAUGCCAGAAGAGCGGAAAUCUUCAUAUCCACCUGCAAGCUUUCCUGCAAUGUUGCCACCAAUUCACUUCCUUGUCGGACUUGCAAAAGUUGGCCGAGAAGCCCCUCCUGGAGAUGCUCCGCGGCUGCACUAGCUACACCAGCCACGUUCAGCGAAAGGUCUACAGCAACCAAGAGGCAUGGGAAAAAGAACGGGCUGAAGUAGAAGCCGCCUGGCCAGAAUUCAAAACUAGCACUCUCAUGAGCAGCUGCCCCGCUUACCAAGUAGACGAUGCCAUGGAGCCGAAGGCGUGGAGAGCAGCGUAUCUAGACCAAGAUGUGGAGGCAUUGCAAAAAAGGUUGCAGCACCAUGUCCACUUGCCAGGACCUGACGGCAAGCGACUACCUUUGAAACAUUGCCAAGAUUCCAAAGACCCGACGAAAUGCAAGAGUGGCUUUCCACGCACAGCUUGGUUGACUGAUCAGCCCUUCGUCAUUUGCCCCGCCUUGGCAGAACAGAAGGGCAUGCCGCACAAAGGGAAGCGAAGCAUGGUCGGGUUGUCCUGGGGCCCUUGCAACGAACCGAACCUCAAUGGCACCCAUCCCGCCUUGCUGGCAGCCCUUCGUUGCAACAGCGAUGUGCAGCCGCCCUACAGGUUCCCGAUCACGAACAUGACGCACAGCAGUGAUCUUUGCGUAGGCACGUGCCACAGAUUGCCAAUCCAGACUUUGGUCCACGAGGCCCAAAUCAAUCAAGCGGCGCAGGCAGGCUACGCGGCGGACUACCAAAACAAGCGGCUACCAGUUGCGGUCCACGAAUGCAAGGAAUGGAUGAAGGCUCAGAGAAAUUUGGCGGAAGAGCUCCAGGAUAAGAAGCAAGGCUAUGUAGGUGCCAGGCUGAGCAAGCGCCUCAUUACAGAUUGUUACGCCCGCGGUGUUUGCCGCGGCGCCGUGGAAUGCACAAACCUCACCCUGCAUGCAGAGCUCACCCAAAAGGACCCCACCAAAGCAGAAAGCGUCAAAACGGCUCCUACCACUGAGAUGGCCUUGGGAUAUGCCUUGCGGCUAUUGGAGAAGACAACUGCGCGUGAGCCCUGGCCAACAGAACCCAAACGCAUGCAGGUGGAUGCCCGCAACUACAACCGGAAGAAGCUGAUAGAUUGCCCUUUCUGGACUGCAUAUGGCGGCCGGGGCCGCGCUGCUGAGGUGCACGCCCUGUCAGCAUACGAGUUUGCUCGGCACUACCGCUUCAAGAUGGCCAAGCAUCCGCAGAGUGAGGUGAUCGAAGCCAAGCAUCCAACCCUCCGUCCCGGUGCAGACUACCAGAUCAGAGAAGGUGGGGGCGCAGGGUGGCUGUGCUUGGGACGUGGGGAACGCGUCGACCCUGCCUACCGCCACGACUGGGUCGUAGUGCCUAGACAGCGGCCGUACGUACCGGUACUAUAUGGGGCUCAAGGCAGCAAGUCCGAAGAGGAGCAGGCCAUGAAAUUGCUGCUUCUGUUCUUCCCUUGGGUCGACGACAUCAAGGAUGCAAGUGCCGCCGUCCCCUAUAUCGGCAACUUCUGGUCACAACACACAACCACGUGGCGGCAAGCCUUGCGAGCCAGAACUUUUCGGAACGGCUUUCCAACCGAUGAAGUCAAACGCUUUGUGCUGAACUUUUGCAUUGUCUACUUCUUGCCCCGUGAGUUGCAGCUUCAAGAUGAAUUACAUCCAAACAGUGACAACGAGGACAUAGUCGACGACCUCGACCUUGCCCUGGAUGAUGAAGACCUGAACCUUGCCACCUUGACCCAUGUGCGAGGGGCUGGAAAAGCGCAGGACAGAGAGCAAAUCGAAGAGGAGGACGAAGAGAACGCAGAAGCAGAAGUGCAGGAAAGACGCUCCACCUUGUUCGAUCUCACCAUGGAAAUUUUCCGCAUCUCAAGUUCUAUUUGGCUACCGCCAGAGCGCUGGCAGCAACCGGACCCAGAAGCACAAGCCCAGCACCAACGAAUGUUGGAAGCAGGCCAAGUGCGGGACCAUGUUGUUGCCAGGAGAGCAGCUGCUGCAUCAAAGAAGCAAGAGGACGCCCAGGAAGACAAGGUAGUCAACCUCUUGGCGACGGCUGAAAAAGGCGACGCGCCGUGGAUCAAGGUGCGCCCGCCCUUAACACGAGAAGCUAUCGAAGCUUGGCUGGCAAGUGACAAGGUCCGCAAAGGAACGAACCCGAAGCAAAUGGAAAUGCUGAAGCUCGUAGCGAACCGGGUCAUGGUGGAGACAGGUUUGAUCAGCGUAGAGCAGUCCCUGCAGAAAUCGUUGGACCCAUUGAUCUGGCUGCUGCAUGGGCCGCCAGGAACCGGAAAAUCCCAUGUGCUGACUUUCAUCCGAGAACUCUUCGAUAUGAUGGGCUACACCUACGGACUUGACUACGAGGUGGUCGCCUUUCAGGCUGUAAAUGCUGCUGACCUGGGCGGCAAAACCAUGCACAAAGCCUUUGGCUGGAAGCGGUCAGGGGACCGACCACAAGAAAGUGCAAGGCGCGAAGCACACAAGCGCAUGGGCCAUUGGCGCUGGCUCAUCCUGGACGAGAUCAGCCUUGUGGAUGCCAAACUAGUGGGGCAAGCGGAACGGGACCUCCGAGAAGUCGUGCCUGCGAACAACCCUUGGAAAUGCAAGGAAAACCAAGCGCGCCCUUUUGCGGGCAUCAAUGUGAUUUUCACAGGCGAUUUCCACCAGCUACCACCCCCAGCCGGAAUCUAUUUGGCGGAUGUACCCCGCUCUUUCCGGGACCCGCGUGGCGACAAGGCGCCAGAGAACGUGUUGGCAGACUCUGGCAAGCAGCUCUUUUGGGAUGGCGCGGUGCAAGGGGUUACGGAGCUAGUGGACCGAGAGCGUUGCAAAGAUGAAUGGUGGAAUGAAGUCGUGGACGAGUUGCGCGCUGGGCAGCUCUCAGAGAAGAAUUGGCGAUACCUGCACGGCUACCCGGUGGAAGGCUGCACCCUCAGCGAAGAAGAAAAGGCAUCGAGGCGACGGGUCAUCACAUGCUUGGACGAUCCGCGGCUACAAGAACCGAAGUUCAAAGAAGCCAUGGUGGUGGUGGCCAACAAUGAUGCUCGUUACCAGAUCAACAAGGACAGAGCCAAGCGCUACAGCCAAGCAGCGAACGCACCCCUCUCGUGGUCGGUUGCCAAGGAUCAAGCCUCCUCAGCAGCUUUGCAAGCGGAAGCCUGUGAUCAGGAUGCAAAGAUCAGGUGGCUACAAUACCACGAUCGCGACACGGGCGAUCUUUGCGGGACACUUCCCCUGGCCCCUGGUAUGCCCGUUGCAUUGACGCAUCACCUGGACAGGUCUCCUGACAAGAUGCUCCUCAAGGGCUCAGUGGGCCGGGUGCAUUCUUGGGUGUGGCCGGAAAAUGACCGCCGUGCCCACCGCCUACCAACUUGCGUCUAUGUCAAGUUUGAAGGCGCAACCUGGCAAUUGGAUGGCAUCGAUGAGCCGGGCGUGUAUCCCAUCCGCCCAAGGACGGAAGAUUGGUAUUUGGACAGCAGGAGGAAGAGCGCCCUGCUCAAAGUCAAACGGCGGCAAGUUCCCCUCACCCCUGCCUUUGCCAUCACAGCACAUGCAAGCCAAGGAAAGACCUUACGUGCCGUAUUGCUGGACCUUUGCGUCGACAAGCGGGUGGAUACAACGAUCGGUGCGGUGGGGGCCAGCCGGGUCCGCAACCGCCAUGACUGUCUUAUCCUCCGGCCGUUUCCGCUUUGGCUCUUCCGCCGAGGCGUCUCCGAAGGUCCGCAACUCCUCCUCCAGCUUCUGAGGGGCGAGCCGAUUGAUUGGGCCGCAUACGCUGAAGGCUUUGCCCCCUACGCGACCUGCUCCGGCUGCGAGCAAGUCCGCACCUUGGACCGCUUCGAACAUGAACAAUGGGACAAAGUGCGCGCCAAUUUGCCGGCCCGCUGCAUGCGCUGCAAGCACGGGGAGCACGGGCCCCGACAACGCAAGCUUGAUACUGCUGUCAGGUACGCCUGCAGCGCUUGCAGGGUGAUGAAAAUUGAAGACGCCUUUCCAAGACCCCAAUUAAAACAAGUGGAAGCCAAGAAAUGCUUGACUUGCUGCAAGGCCAUCAGUGAACUCACAUGCACUUCGUGCCGCACCAGCAAGCCUGCGAGCGAGUUCAAUUCGAGCAUGGUCACCCUCCCUUCGGAAGGCGUGGCAUGCAAAGCAUGCCAAGAAGAAGCUAAGCACCAAACUACUAACAAGGCACGGUGCAGGGCGCAGAAGAAUUGGUUCACCUGUCGUGCUUGUGGUCAAACCUUUCCAGUGCCAGCGGCGGGGAGCAGCCAAUCCAACCCUAAGCAUUGCUUGAACUGCGCUUCGCGCGGCACUCGCCAAAAGGACGAGCACACUUGCCGCAAUAAAGAUUGCAAGCGCAAAUGGCACGAGAAGCAGCCUGGGAAGAGCCAAGCGCGCAAGCGCUACUGCCCAGCAUGCCGCAAAUAG
This is a messenger RNA of Cladocopium goreaui, 8004 nucleotides long. The record is from the annotation of a GenBank genome assembly. NCBI's taxonomy places the organism in Eukaryota, Dinophyceae, Suessiales, Symbiodiniaceae.